AAUUCUAUUUUGAUGAAUAAUAUGAAUGAAACUCGAAUUUAUUUUGUAGGAUUUUGAUCUAAUUUAUCUAUACAUAGCAUAGAAUAUAUAUACUAAAUGAAAUCUGUACUAAUACUAAUCAAAGUCAUUAUAUUCCUUGUAAAUCUUAUUGUAUAAAACAAUCAAUUCUUACUUAUAAAGAAUGUUGAAAGCCUGCUUAUUUCUUAGAAGAGAACAGAUUGAAUAAAAAGUAGAAAAUGGAUCAAUAGAAUACGAUUGUUAUACACUACCUAUUUAAAUACAAAUGAUAAAUAUGUUAAACAGGAUAUUUUAUAAAAGAGACUUUUGAUUCGAACCUACAAUAAUCAUAACUAUAAAAUAGUUACGAAUUCAUUUUUUCACAAUGAAGCCAAACAGCCAUACGGAAUUGUUCAAUAAAAAUUUAUGGUUAUCCAAUUAAAGUUAUUUACCAUGAAUGCAGGUAUCAAAAUGUCAGUAAAGCGACAAAAAGAGGAACCAUUUUUCCUAAUCCAAAAAUUGAAAAGUUAUGUCCUAGCAGUUAACUUUACCAAGUAAAUUAGCUACAGUUGUGCUACGAUGCUAUCCGGUGUAUUCGUUUUCUUGGUGACAUGAUUAUUAUUGUUGUGAUCAGCCAGUAUUUAUUGUGUACAAACACAGAAGAAAACAUGUUCAAUUCCUUUAAGGUUGAUAUGCCAAGACAAAAGGAAUCAGUGGAUUACUUCAAACUAUUGAAUAAAAUAACUGAGUCACAAUCUAAUUCAACGCAAACAAAUGAGAUCAUUGGUAGGAAAACAAAUAAAUCAAGUGAAUUUCAAUGGGAUUAUUUACAUACAAUAAAAAUGGUACGCAAACGUAGAACUCCAAAGUAUCAUAGAAAUGAUUUCCAAUCUUUAUCACUAUCUGUAAUGGGAACAGAUCGAUCUGUAUACAGAACACAAAAUUUUUAUUCUAUUACAUUUAAACAAGCAGACUGUUACUUACAUAGUCAAACAAUGCAUCUCUAUGAAAUGUUUCACUUACAAUUUUCAUUUAAAACAUCUCAAGAACAUGGUUUAUUAUUGUUUAAUUCAGGCAAACAAGGUGUUGACUUUUUAGCAUUUGAGUUAAUAAAAGGUUAUUUACAUUUUGUGUUUGAUAUGGGAAGUGGAGCCCAACGCAAUGCUCUUGUUAAAUAUACUGUUACAGACUUAAAAUGGCAUUGUGUAGAAUUACUAAGAAUGGAUCUUGAUAAUAAUAUUCUUCAACUGUACAUGGAUCGGAACACUAUACUUGAACAAUCUUUAAAUAUAUCAGUCAUUCACGGUGACAGUGCUAGAAACUUCAAUUUGAAUGAUCCUCUGUAUAUUGGUGGAACACCACAACCCGUCUUUCUGAAAUGGAGAGAAAAAAUCAGUUCAUUUCAUGGUUUUCAGGGAUGCUUUGGGAAUUUUUCUAUAAAUGGACAAAACAAUAUUGAUUUACUGAAUAUAACUAAGUCUAGGUAUUUCAAUAACUGGACGAUUCCCGUGUGUUACGAUCAAAUUCUUGAUGAAUGUUUGGAACGUCCAAAAGGUGCACUUCAAUGUAAUAAUUUUCAAGGAACUGAAAAACAUCAGUCUACCAAAGAACUUGAAACAAUUUAUGCUAUAAAUUCGCAUGAAUUUCAACCAUAUUGCUUGAAUGAUGGAAUUUGUUUGCAAACAUGGAACACAAUAAAAUGUGCUUGUGAACUAACUUCAUUUGAAGGAGACCGAUGUACGACAGCUGGAACAACCUUUCUUUAUGAUUUCUACUUUGAUUCUACAAGUUUAUCUGAAGGUGACCAGAUAAGCACUGAAGAUGUAAAGGAAAAAGGUUACCUACAAUUUAUAUAUAUGGAUAGCUCAAGAAAUACAAAACAAGAUGAAUUUGUACUUGGAGUUCAGACGUUGCCUACAAAAAUAUAUGGCAAGUUAAAAGGGCAUACUUCUCAAUUGUACAGUAAUUAUAUUUCAACUUUGAUAUUCGUAUCAGGUUUUACACAGAUUGGCGAUUUUAUACAUUUAUUUCUAGAAUCAGGUAUUGUACGACUCAAUUAUAAUAUGGGUGGAGGUGUCGUUCAUAUAAGUGGGCCUAAUUUUCCAAUUGAUGAUGGAUUUUAUCAUCGGAUUCGAGGUUAUCGAGUGGAUCAUCAAGUUAUACUUGAAGUGGAUGAUACACGGCAUACCUAUGAAUUAAAUAGUGCAUAUGGCAAACAAUUCAACAAUCAAAAAGUUAUUUGGCUUGGACAUGCACCUGAAUUGAAUAGAACCGACUUUUUUCGAGGUUACAUGACAGGUGUCUACUACAAUGGUUUACUCCUGAAUGACUUAGCCGCGGGUUUGUUGUAUUUACCUUACAUUCAUGUGACACGUUUCGCUAACGUUAAGUAUGUGCCUAAAUUCCAACCAAAUCUGGGUAAACUUAAUUUUUUCAAGGAUUCAUCUUUCUCUACAUGGCAAAUACAUGACACUUCAGGCUCAGAUAACUAUUCAAAUGAUAGUGGGUUGCACUAUGUGAAUCGUGAUGAACCUAUCACCAUCAAUAGGAUCACUACAGACAUUCCUAAAGACCCAUUGUUAUUUUCAUCUAACUUCAAUUCAUCUUAUUUAUCACAAUUAUCAGAUCACUUGUAUCUUAAGAAUGGAAUAUUAACUCAGUCUAUUAGUCCAAAUCAUAAUCGGUCACAUUUGGCUAACUUACAGUUUAAUGACUGGAAAGCGGGAAAAGCAAUACUUAGUGUACAUAAACAAGUAAACAUUUGGUUAUUAAUAUGUUUAGCUGGUGCUUGUUUAGUAAUGAUUAUCUCAUUGACAUUUCUAGCCUACAAAUGUCAUCAUAAUAAAAAUGUAUACUCUCAUUCUACUGAAAUUGUUGAACUCAAACCAAACACUGAACAAAUUCAUUUAUCUCAUAGUUCACUCAAUAAGAAAGUUCAUUCAAUCGGUUCAUUAUUAGGCAUAGAUGAUAUACAAUAUAAUACACUUUCUACAUAUAGUAAACAACACAAUGAACCAUCAUCAUGCCUAAUGACAUACUCAUCUCAUUUAAACAAUAAUCAGAUAUCGAUUUGUGAAAAAGAAUCCCCUAUACUGAAUACCAUAGCCACUUCUUUUAUUCUUGUAACUGAACCAAUAAAUUUAACAACUACAGCAAAAGCUGAACUAAAUAAUUAUAAUUUAGAGAGAUACUCUAUACCUGUAAAUCAUGCAUUCCAUGUAGACAUUUGUAGGAAUACAUCACAAGAUUCAAUACAAUUCAAUACGGAUAAGUAUGCUAAUAUAACUCAAUAUAACACAAGUUUCAAUCAAUUAUUCGAAUUAAAUGACACUGAAAAAGUUGAAUAUUCAAAACAAAAUGUUAUAUACAAUAUUGUUAGUGGAUUGAACACUGAACCAAUUACCACAUUUCCAUCAGUAGAAACUAAUCAAAUAGUUCAGUUCUCUGAUGUUAACCAUUGUAUUCAAUAAUGAAACUGAUAAUCAUAACCAUCCAUAAAGCAUCAAAAUCGAAUCAAAAGGAUAUUUUGUAUGUAUUAGAUAAUAAUAAUCAUUUUGUUUGAAACAAUUUUUUGAUAAAAAUGUUUCGAAUUUUCAUUACGUAAUGUCGUAAUAGAAUAUAAUUUAUUUCAACUGUUCUAUAUAGUACUAAUUAUAACAAUAAUAUUAAUAACACGGAAAAUUAUACAUAAAUAGCUAAAAUAUUGG
Heterobilharzia americana is the source of this 3704-nucleotide messenger RNA. The record is from the annotation of a GenBank genome assembly. NCBI's taxonomy places the organism in Eukaryota, Metazoa, Platyhelminthes, Trematoda, Strigeidida, Schistosomatidae.